GAUGGGAUGUAAGCUCAUCUGUGAUUGGUUCCUUUGGAUUUGGAGAGAAGUUUACUUCCGGUUGUCCGGUAGCAACAAUCACUACAACAAGCAGGCAGUGGAGGCGGUGGAAAGUACUGUAGUUACAUACCACCCAUUUCCAAGAUGUCGGAGCCAGAAACGCCCCCUAUGCUGGGCUCCCCAGAGAUGGAAGCGCAGGCCCAUGCUCUGGUGGACAUGGUGAUAGAAAAUGCCAAACAGAGGCUCAUCGAGGAGGAGAAAGAGAAGGAAGCUGAGCAUCAGGCACAGGAGGCUGUGAUGGGGACCCAGAAGUAUGGUUACUAUGACUACCUGAUGCUAGAAGACAAGGAAGACUACGCCGUCAAAAACAUCACCUGGCCUAAGGCAGAGGAGUUUGACAUCAAACUAGGGGACGAGAAGAUCAACGAAUUUAUUAAGACGUGGGAUUAUGAAGGCAGCUGGCUGUACUGCAUCGACUUCCUGCAGGAGGAAGACCACGAGUACGACAAGCGGUAUCGUUACCGCGUACGCUGGAGCAUCCCCACCAGGAGGAAACCCAUCCCGCGUGCGACGGCCUGCGUCUACUUCACCAUCGAGGUGUCCAAAAUCAAACCCAAGCAUUUUCCAGUCCAGGUGUACUAUGUGUUUGAGACAAACAAGCUUGUCCACAGACCGGGCCAGUCAAGAUUCCGCGAGAAAUGGCUGAAGGACAUCAUCGAGAGCAAGAUCAUCGCCAUGGAAAUGGUCAAUUUUUAAGGACAUUGUUGACGGAAAACCUGAGCUUAAAUUUCUGGACACUACUUAGGGGUCAUGAUCAAGACAGACUUCUUUUUACCAUCAAAAAAUUUCCUAUGCUUUAUUUGGCAGAACCUGUCUUGCUUGAAAGAACCACAUUGUCUUAAAACUGUGAGAUAUUUUAAGUCAGGUUGGUCCUUUCUGGUAUUGUCACCCUUUAGCGAACUUGCAAAAUCAUUUGCUGUCCAUGUAAAUAUUUGUAACAGGGCAAAAGUAGGCCAUGCUGUGCUGUACAUGUGUAUUUGCUAAGAAAAACUAGCCUAUAAUUUUAAUUCAAAGAAAUAUUUUUAUUGUCCCAAACAUUUCCCCUCUAUUGGAUAAUCCAUAGACACUAUGCCUUUGAAACAAGACUGUACGAAAACUUUCAAGUAAAUUAAAGACAUGAAACGUCCA
Branchiostoma floridae (Florida lancelet) is the source of this 1188-nucleotide messenger RNA. Its product is annotated as A-kinase anchor protein 14-like. The coding region runs from base 145 to 756 and encodes 203 amino acids. The record is from RefSeq and is a predicted model, not a curated record. Gene Ontology annotation, cellular component: cAMP-dependent protein kinase complex. Lineage: Eukaryota; Metazoa; Chordata; Leptocardii; Amphioxiformes; Branchiostomatidae. The transcript has 6 exons. Gene Ontology annotation, molecular function: protein kinase A regulatory subunit binding.